AUGAAAAGUGCCAACCAGUGUCGACGUCGAGGCAACAAAGUGGUCCCUCAUCAUCCUGUGUCCGACACAGAUCCAGCUGAUCCUCCAGAAGAUCCUCAGUCUGGUUCAUCUGACCCUGAUCGAGAUCCAGAUGCUUCAAAGAUGACACCUGUCGUAGGACCAUCUGGCCUUGUGCCAGCGGGUCUGCAGGAUCCAGCUGAUCCUCUUCCAGGCCCGUCUGCUCUUGAUCCAGUAGCCCCAAAAUUUCCAGGUGCUUCCAAGCAUAGACAAAUCGCAGAUCAAACCCGUUUCAGAGCAGCCUGUUUCACUGAUCCAACUCCUGUUCCAUUUGAUGAGAUUUAUGAAGUGGGAAGAAAGAUUGGAGAAGGAGGCUUUGGCACUGUGUAUGAGGGGAUUUCGAAAUUUCUACGCGAGCAGGUUGCUAUUAAAAUCAUCCCUAAGAGGGACAGAGAACGCUUUAUUGUAAUUCCUGGCUGUUCAGAGCCGCUGUUUGCAGAAGUGGCUCUAAACCUGCUGCUGAAACGACCUCCAUUAAGCCCCUACAUUGUGCACAUGCUGGAAUGGUUUGAAGAGGAGGAUCGGUUCAUCCUGAUCCUGGAGUAUCCACAACCCUGCAAGGACUUGCUCAAAUUCAUGGUUAACAACAUGCAGCUACUGGAUGAAUCACAGACGCGUAGGCUGAUGCACCAAGCGGUGCUCGGGGCCAAGCACUGUCUUGACCGAGGCGUCUUCCACCGGGACAUUAAGUUGAAUAACUUUCUGAUCAACACAAAGACUAACCAAGUCAAACUGAUAGACUUAGGCUGCGGUGACCUCGUCAAAACUUCAGGCUACUUAGGUUUUACAGGAGGGGUCUGCCCACCUGAAUACUACAAGGACUUAAAAUACGAGGCAGGGCCAACAACCGUCUGGUCUCUGGGCGUAAUGAUGUACUCAAUGAUUUACAAACGUCAGCCCUUUAGAAGUCUAAAAGACAUGAUGCAUGGCAGUCUGAGGUUUAAGCACAAAAUAUCCACAGAAUUGCAAGAUUUGAUAUGCCGCUGCAUGACUCUUGACCCAACCGAGAGAGCAACUGUAGAGGAGAUCCUACAGCAUGAAUGGUUUCAGCAGGGACAAAUGUCAGGAGGAGCUCGGGAUCAGGUAGUGUAA
Molecule: messenger RNA, 1149 nt
Organism: Sinocyclocheilus rhinocerous
Lineage: Eukaryota; Metazoa; Chordata; Actinopteri; Cypriniformes; Cyprinidae
Product: serine/threonine-protein kinase pim-2-like
Exons: 6
Coding region: 1-1149 (382 amino acids)
Biological process (GO): negative regulation of apoptotic process; protein autophosphorylation; regulation of mitotic cell cycle
Cellular component (GO): cytoplasm
Molecular function (GO): ATP binding; protein serine/threonine kinase activity
Source: RefSeq, a predicted model, not a curated record